CUACCGCAGAGUAUACUUAAAUUGUAUUCAAUACGCAUAAGAUUGUAAGAACACCAAGCAAGGCGCUUUUAUUGAUAAAACCAACAUCCGCUUAACGAAAAUAAUUAAGAUGGAUGGACUAUUCAGAAAUAGUAACACGCAAAAUAUGUUUGCACAUUUGGGAACUCGCGUCGGUAAUGAUUACGUCCCAUCCAAAAAUUGUUUUAUAAUACUCAUGCAUAUCUAUGAAAAAUUGAAUUCAUCAGAAGAAAGUGCAACGCAUCUUAGACAGAUAAUUGGAUUCUCACAACUAUUAAACAAACAUCUCAUACCGAUGUUUAUUGCAGUUAAUAACGAAAAUAUAAUUGACAUUUUGUUGAAAAUUCUUGUUAGCCUAAUAUCACCGAUUGAAUGUUUGAUGCUAGUUGAAAAAAGAGUUGGAGAAAAGAGUGAUAAUUCCACGUUACUUAGGAUGAAUUGGAUGAUGAUGACAAGUAAAGCUACAUGGACUGACUUAAAAGCCAUCAAACGAAUCAUGCAAAUUAUAAAGGAACAUAUGAAAAAAUUGUCUUGCUAUCCUGCGAGGUGUACCAACAAUCAAAGUAUAUCGUUUAUAACCAAUUGUUUACGUUUAAUAAAAAAUAUUCUUCACAUACCUAACGAGCAAUAUCAAAACACAUUAUUGUGGAUGAUCUUUUCUGAACAAUUUGACGAGAUCAUUAUUGCCUUGAUCGCCGAUUCUAACCGAGGACAUUGGGCAGUACUAAUCAUUGAACUGAUAGCUCUGAUUUUUAAGAAUCAACACGUUGACGAGAUGUCAAAGCAAAUCAUAAAAAUGAAUGAAACUAUAAAGUUUGAUAGUUCUGAAGACAAUGAAAGCAAUACAUCGUCAUUAUAUCCAAAAAACGGAAGAAAUUCAUCACCAGAAAAUGUAUCUGAAUUAUCAAACACGGAGGACAAUGAUAAUGAUAACAAUUUGAAUGUGAAUCAAAUGAUGGAGAAUCUACGAAAAAACAGUUUGAUGAAUGAAGAAGACAAUAGUUCUAGAGAAAUUAUAAAUCGUCAUUUAAAAAUCAAUACUGUGAAAGAUAAACUCGGAACUAAAAAUAUAUUCGAAGACCUUUCACUAUUACCUAGCCACGACUUAACAAAAGAAGAUAAUGAAGAAAAAAUUAAUUCCAAAAACUCGAACAGAGAAUCCAGAAGAAAUUCAUUUGAACAAAUUAAACUUGAAUUUGAAAUGAAAGCUUAUAAACCCACUUUUGCGAGUGAAAUUUGUAAAAAAAAAGUGGUAACGCGCAAAAAAAAAUAUACGAAAAAAAUUCUAAAAACAAAAUUGAAAUCACCAAGUUUUCCUAUACAGUUUAAUGUGCCAAAUGAGAUAUGCAUGAUAUCAUACUUUCUUCAGAAAUUUACUGUUUGUUUUAUGCAAAACGGAUUCAAUACCUUAGUCGAAGAACUUUAUUACUUACUUACAUCGAAUUCACAGCAGCACAUAGAUACUUCACUGUAUUUCUGGCUAUUAACAUACUUUUGUAGAUUUUGCAAAUUAAGCAACAUCGAAUUAAAACUAGUCAGACGGAUUGUAUCUUUCAAACUGAUUUCAUUCAUUGUUCACGAGGGUCUUAAAAUAUCAGAACAAUUAACUAUCGCAAAACGGCAAAAAUCUCCAAAUAUUCAUUUAAAAGUCAGACAUUUGCAUUUGGCCAUUAUGGCCAUUAAAGAAGUGAUAAAAACUAUUGAGUUUUAUCGCCAAACUGCUGUCGAGUCACCAAUUUAUGCCGAUCUAAUAAAUGACCUUCAGAAUUCAGGUAACAACUCGCCAGAAUCAAUCACUUGGGCAAAGGACCUCAAAUCUUUGUUCACAUUGCUAAUUCGUUACUAUGACAGUGACAUACAGAUUAUUGAAUAUUUGCAUGAUUUGAUAAUUACAAAUCAUAUGGUAUUGUCAUUGUUUGAUACCCUUAAAGAUUGUUGGAAUUUAAAUGACAAUAUUAAUGCGUACAUCAAAAAGUUUGCUGUUUCUGACAUAAUGUACAAGUACGGCAUAGUUCUACAAAACUACGAAAGAAACAGCGAAAUAGUCAACGAAUCUGUAUUCACUAUGAUGCAUCAUAUCAGCAAAGUUGAAAACAAUACAGCACUCUUCCAACCGAUCAUUUUAAAAACAUUUUUGAAAAUGUUCGAAAAUAAUGAUUUUCAGUACAAAAUGUGGUCUGAUUUGAUUAAAAAUGUUCUAAACAAGUUUCUAAAAUCUACCUCACAUAAGAACCUGUUCUAAAACACUCUUCGUGGACUUCAGUAUACCUAUCUACAAUUGAACUUCAAAUUUUAAACAUUAAAUUAAAAAAAAAACAAAAUGAUUUUACAUGAAACUACAAACACGUAGGUAGGUAUAUCAUGUAACCUCCCCUCUUACUAAAAAAAAGAACUUUUUCACUAGAAUACGCAUAUUUGUUGUUUUUAAAACUAUAUAAUAAA
This is a messenger RNA of Melanaphis sacchari, 2460 nucleotides long. RefSeq names its product protein timeless (gene tim). The record is from RefSeq and is a predicted model, not a curated record. The transcript is spliced from 16 exons. Gene Ontology annotation, biological process: replication fork arrest; DNA repair; DNA replication checkpoint signaling. Bases 110 to 2260 code for a protein of 716 amino acids. NCBI's taxonomy places the organism in Eukaryota, Metazoa, Arthropoda, Insecta, Hemiptera, Aphididae. Gene Ontology annotation, cellular component: replication fork protection complex. Gene Ontology annotation, molecular function: DNA binding.